Molecule: messenger RNA, 4485 nt
Organism: Thunnus maccoyii (southern bluefin tuna)
Lineage: Eukaryota; Metazoa; Chordata; Actinopteri; Scombriformes; Scombridae
Gene: osbpl1a
Product: oxysterol binding protein-like 1A
Exons: 29
Coding region: 369-3269 (966 amino acids)
Cellular component (GO): intracellular membrane-bounded organelle; cytosol; membrane
Molecular function (GO): protein binding; cholesterol binding
Source: RefSeq, a predicted model, not a curated record
GUGCGAUCAGCUGACGUCAGUGUAAACAAAAAACAGAGGUGUGUGUGAGAGAGAGGGUGUCACAGACACAGCUGUAUUUCGCCAUCGAUCAACGUAACGUAGAUGGAGGACUAUAUAUCGGGUGUGUAUGUGUAUGUGUGUGAGAGUGUAAGUAAGUGUGUGCGUGCGUGUGUGACGGUUUGAUGUGUCGGUUGAUGCGCCGCGGUGUCUGUGCUGCAGCAGAGCAGCAGGAAACGGCUCAGAGGGGCUUAAAACAUCACAUGCAGCUUCACAGAGGGCCUGUGUGAGAGCAGCUCUACACACUAUUGCUGCUGCUGCUGCUGCUGCGGGGUCUGACCUCUCAGGACUGGUCUGUUGAAGCAGGGUCCAUGGAGGAGCUGGAGCCAGAGGAGCAGUUCCUGCACUGUGCCAGGAAUGGAGAUCUGCCGGGGAUUCAGAGGCUCCUCAUGUCCAAGAUCAGGGAAGAGAUGCAAAUUAACAUCAACUGCAAAGGUAAGAGUAAGUCUAACCUGGGAUGGACGCCUCUUCACUUGGCCUGUUAUUUUGGACACAAAGACGUAGUGGAGGAAUUGCUUAAGGCGGGGGCAGAUGUCAACUUGCCCAAUAACAUCGGAGAUACACCGCUGCACAAAGCCGCCUUCACAGGAAGAAAGGAGGUUGUCAUGCUGCUGCUGCACUAUGAUGCAUGUGCUACUGUCAUCAAUGGGACAGCACAGAUUCCCAAAGAUGUCACUCAAAAUGCAGAGAUCAGAAGCAUGUUAGAAGCGGCUGAGAGAACAGAGGAGAGGAAGCUGGAGGAGCAGCUUUUGGAAGCUGCACGAGAAGGAGACCUUUCAACUCUAACUCAGCUGCUCAGCAGGAAGAAGCCUCCAGAUAUAAACUGCACAGAUCUGCUGGGUAACACCCCGCUGCACUGCGCAGCCUAUCGAGGCCAGAGGCAGUCUGCCCUGAAGCUGAUCAAGAGUGGAGCCAGCCCCAACAUCAAGAACAAGAAUGGCCAGACAGUGUUUGACCUGGCCAGUGAUACAGCAAUGAAGCAGGCGCUCGAAAGCAACGUUCAUCGAGGUAUGACCCGCCAUGUCAAGAAGUAUGAGGGAUUACUCUGGAAGAGCUCCAGAUUCUUUGGCUGGCGCUCCUACUGGGUCGUCCUUCAAGACGGGGUUUUGUCCUGGUACUCAAAACAGUCUGAUGCAGCUGCCAAUGUCAGCAGGCAAGGCUGUAAGUCCCUCACACACGCUCACUGUUUGAUCCGAGCCAAAGAUAACUGCUUUUUUACCCUAAAGUGCUUCGAUGACAGUGUGCAUCACUUCAAAGUAUCACCUAAAAAUGACCCAGAGACAAUGAGACAAGCAUGGCUGGACGCACUGGAGGAGCACUCAGCCUACAGCACACACUACUGCUCCCAAGAGCAGGGCAGCGAGGAGGAGGAGGAAGAGGAAGUGAUGUCACUAGGGGAACUAACAGAUUCACUACAGGCAGCAGAGGCCAGCCAGAAGAAACUGGAGAAGGAGGUGGCAGCUUUCCUGUCCAUGCUGAAAAAUGACGGGCUAUCAGAAAGGUUUCCGUCCACCAUACUGGAGAAAAUGCAGGAAAUCGGUGACUUGUCCAGCAAGACCAGUUCCAGCCUCAGUAUCUGCCUGAGCCUCUUGUCCAGACAGGAAGGGGUGCGCAGUCUGAAAUUGGAGCUGGAGGUAGAGAAGAAUAAGAUCCUCUCCGAAGCACUGCAGACUCUCGCCACGGAGCACCACGAACUUGAGCAAUCCGUCGUCAAAGGAUCUUCACCGCGAAGUGCCCUCAGCGAGGAUGAGUUCCACGACGCCGUGUCUGAAUCGGACUCAGAGCUCUCCGUGAGCGGCUUUGAGACGGUGGCCAGCCAUUCCUUUGAAGAGGACGAGGAAGGCUCUGUCAUGUUAAGCAGCCAUUGCAGCAGCCCCGCCAGCAUGUUGGAGGAGGAUCACCAUGGCGACAAAGACGUGACUCAACCCAAUGGGAUCACAAAGCAUAGGACCAGCUUACCUGCACCAAUGUUUUCAAGAAAUGACUUCAGUAUUUGGAGUAUCCUGAGGAACUGCAUUGGGAUGGAACUCUCCAAGAUUACAAUGCCAGUGAUUUUCAAUGAGCCGCUCAGCUUUUUGCAGCGUCUGACCGAGUACAUGGAGCACACGUACCUCAUCCACCAGGCUAACACCUCCUCAGACUCUAUUGACAGGAUGAAGUGUGUGGCUGCGUUUGCGGUGUCUGCUGUGGCCUCCCAGUGGGAGCGGACAGGUAAACCCUUCAACCCUCUGCUGGGAGAAACCUAUGAACUGGUUAGAGAGGAUCUGGGCUUCAGGCUCAUAUCAGAGCAGGUGAGCCACCACCCUCCAGUCAGCGCCUUUCAUGCUGAGGGCCUGGAGCAAGACUUCGUGUUUCAUGGAUCCAUCUACCCCAAACUCAAGUUCUGGGGCAAGAGUGUGGAAGCUGAGCCGAAAGGCAUCAUCACGCUGGAGCUGCCCAAGUACAAUGAAGCCUACACAUGGACAAAUCCUACAUGUUGUGUUCACAACAUAAUUGUGGGCCAGCUGUGGAUUGAACAGUAUGGAAAUGUGGAGAUAUUCAACCACAGAACUGGUGAGAGGUGCUGCCUGAAUUUCAAACCAUGUGGCCUUUUCGGCAAAGAACUGCACAAGGUUGAAGGGUACAUUCUGGAUAAAAGCAAAAAGAAGCUGUGUGCUCUCUAUGGGAAGUGGACAGAGUGCCUGUAUGUAGUCGAUUCUGCUGCCCUCGAGGCGCAUAAAAAAAAUGACAAGAAAGGGGCAGAAGAGAAAAAAGGCAGCAAACCGGGUUGCAGUGAGGAGGAUGUUCCCUCUCCAGCUGCAGACACCGUGGAGAUGAUUCCUGGCAGCCAGCUGCUGUGGAGAAUCGCACCCAGACCGGCCAACUCUACCCAGAUGUACAGCUUUACAUCAUUUGCAAUGCAGCUGAACGAGCUGCAUAAGGAGAUGGAGGGAAUCAUUCCUCAGACAGACUGCAGGCUGAGACCGGACAUACGAGCCAUGGAGAACGGUGACAUCGACAUCGCCAGUGAGGAGAAAAAAAGACUUGAGGAAAAACAGAGAGCUUCUCGCAAAAGCCGCUCCAAAUCCGAUGAGGAGUGGAAGACAAGGAGUCCUGCCCUUGGCCCAAGGUGGUUUCAGCAGGGGCCAAACCCCCACACCAGCUCCCAGGACUGGCUCUUUUCUGGUGGAUACUGGGACAGGAAAUACAGCCACCUGCCUGACAUUUACUAACGGACAUUUCCUGCUCAGAGAAAUUUGCUCCGUACAGUUUCCCUGUCAGAGAAGCUGCGUUUUGUUUUUUAUGGAACAGCUACAGAAUCUACAAGCAAUAUGCAAACAGUCUACUUAAACUGUGUGGCCUUAAUCUCCUUCAUGAUGGUAAAACUGUGCAUCAAGCAAACAAUCAAUAUUUAAAUGUUAUGAAAUGUAAAGUUGUUUGACAAUGCUUUGAAAUAUAGCAUUGAGACCAGAUUGUUUCUGUUCAUAAUGGACUUUAAGCCCAGUGGAGAGAUGCAUAAAACAGGGGUUGGUGGUUUUAGUGUCCAUCUGUCUUGUUUUAAAUGUUCAUAAUAGUGUUUUGACUCUAAAUGUAUAUCUGUAUAUAUACUUUACACUCUCAACCGUCAGUGACCUCAUCAUGUCAUUCACAUUUCCUCUGGACUCCUGCUCGUUUUGAACAAGUUAAACUCACAACAACCACAGGCACUCAGUUAAUAUGAAGUUGUUGUGGAUGUCAGUCAUUUCUCCUCAUGUAUUUUGCCUAUUGAAAAGUGAGGCUUACAAAACAUACAGUAUAUUUUCUAUAUUAACAUUAUACUUACUUAUUACUUUGAGAACUGACAAGCACUAGAUUUGAUGUUUUUAUCAUCUACUGAAUCGUGUCUGUUGAACUCUAAAAAGGUUUGAUAAUAUUUUUGCUGGAAAUCUGAAAAAAAAACAAAAAACAAAACUGUAUUAUACAACCUGUCAGACAGAUUAACCAAGUUGGUUAGGAGUAAUAAGGUCCCAUGAUGUAGAAAUUAUUGCAUUUUAAAGUGUUUUGUCUUCAUAUAAAGCAUUGGAAGUAUUUUAUUGUAAACCUAAAUAAAACACUUAAGUGUAUUCAUGUAUGUUUUUACCAUGUCUAUGAAGCAUGCCAGAGAUGCAAGAAUUUCAGAGGAACCUGAAAAUAAAAUGUAAUGUGAGCUAAUAGUUCACAAUCUGCUCACAAUCUGGAGGCUAGAAAGAUGAGUGUGAACCAGUGGAUUCCCUUUUUUCCUCCCACUUAUAAAAUAUGGAUUUUGAAGUUGAGUUAUUGCAGCAAAGCUCUUCAAAACAUUGUAUAAAAAAGGUCCUGAUUGCUGACUUUGCAUGUAAAACAUUCUUUUCCCAAAAUAUAGCACCUAAGAGAUGACCCUUCGUAUGUGUACCAAUGAUUUGUAACGCUAGUAAAUUACUUCAAAUCUUU